AUGAGUAACGGUAGCCGUGGCGAAUCGUCUGCGACAGGUGGCGACGACGCGAUAGCUGUCGCACGGCAUGUCGCACGGCAGCUGCUGGACUGCUACGGCCCGGCCGGGUGCGGCAUAGUGGCGAUUAAAGACGUGCCGCAUGUGGAGGCGGUGCGACUGCAGUUGCUGCCUCUAGCGCGGCGACUCGCACUCAUGCACCCGUCAUGCCGAAACGCUUUCCUGCGGGAGCACGGAGUGGGUUCCGACCUGCCUCUCUCCAACCCCAAGCGCCCUGUCUCCUCCUUCUUUAUCAACGUGCCUCUGCCCUCUCGUCCUCUUCCUCCUCGCAGCACAGCGGCUGCUGCAGAGAGCAAGAGAGGCAUGCAGAGCGGCCAUGGGGCCGGUUUUCGGCCGCGCGUGGCACAGACAACGACAACGCGCCCUGAACAGCACCCCACAGCAACACCAACAAACAAUACUUGCACGGCACUGCCUUCAGCAUCACAACAACCAUCACAAGCAUCAUCACAACAAUCACCAUCACCAUCACCACCAUUAUCGUCUGACUGUCCUCCGCAACUUGAUCAUCCACUAACUUCCCUCCUCCCUUCUCUGCUGCAGCCUCCUUCCCACGGCAUGUGCGCCAUCCCCACCGCCACCUCCCCUCCGCUCUCUCUCCUGCGCCCGCUCAUGCUCCGCCUGGCCUCGCACGCCUCUCAUGCCGCACUGCUCGUCGCUCUGCUGUGUGACGCCGCUCUCAACCACUCCCUCCCGCCCUGCCCGCCCUGCGCGUCCAGCCUGCCAUGCCCGCACUCACUCGUCCUCCCUCGCGCACGCGUGGCAGGGAAGCGAGCAGCAGGCAGCAACCCGCCCUCUGCUGCUGCUUCUGUUCCUGGCUCUGCUGCACUGCCCGCAGGCCAAGGUGCGGUUUGCUGUGCAUGCAGCAGCAGUGAUGGUGGUGCUGCUGGAUGUGGCUUUGAGAGUGAGCCAAGGUGGGGGGCAGAGCAGCAGCAGCAUGAGGAGGAGCAGCAGGAGAGAGGGGAGGUGCGUCUGGUGGAGGCGAUGGUCGGGGGCACAGGCAAGGCGCGGCUGAUUCACUACCAUGCAUGGGGGGAACUGGAGUGGGAGGGUGGUGGAGUGGAGCAGAGAGGGAGGAGGCGGAAGGGAAGGCGGGGCGGGGAUGAGAGUGGGUGCGGGCAGGUGGGGCAAGUUGGGCUGUGGCCUGUGCAAGGCCCUUCACGCGCCUCCAUCCCAUGCAGCUCGUCUCUCCCAUCCCACGUGCCCCUGUGGCAGCAGUGGCACUACGACUACGGCCUGUUCACUGCCCUUGUUGCGCCCCUCUAUGUGCCUGCUGCCUCCCCUUCUGACUUCCACCUCGCCUGCCCUCUCGCCACUGCCUCCCUGGCGUCCUCCUCUGACCUGUGGGCGAGGCAGCUCAGGUGCUGUCAGGGGGUCGCCUCAGAGCUGCUGUGCACUGCGUGGUGCGACCAGGAGGGUGGGGUGACGCUGCUGGGGGAGAAGCAGAAGCAGGAGGGGCAGGGGCUGCAGCAGCAGGAGGGGCAGGCGAGGCGCUGA
Molecule: messenger RNA, 1554 nt
Organism: Closterium sp. NIES-65
Lineage: Eukaryota; Viridiplantae; Streptophyta; Zygnematophyceae; Desmidiales; Closteriaceae
Source: the annotation of a GenBank genome assembly